Bolinopsis microptera is the source of this 1753-nucleotide messenger RNA. Its product is annotated as inverted formin-2-like. The coding region runs from base 86 to 1414 and encodes 442 amino acids. Lineage: Eukaryota; Metazoa; Ctenophora; Tentaculata; Lobata; Bolinopsidae. Gene Ontology annotation, biological process: actin cytoskeleton organization. The record is from RefSeq and is a predicted model, not a curated record. Gene Ontology annotation, molecular function: small GTPase binding; actin binding. The transcript has a single exon.
UUUGUUGAUCUGUGGAAUGUUUCUCGUCUAUUUUAAUUACACUUAGAGGACCAACUCCUAUGGCUGCACGAUCCAUCAUAACGGAAUGAUCAGCGGACUUUGGAGAUACUUCUGGGGGCCACUGAAUGAGGCAGGCAACUCAACACAUCUGCAGGAAGACACCCAGGAGUCAGACAAUAAGACUGCGAUCUCUAGUGGGACUCCGGAAUCUCUUCAGGAUGAAGAGGAAGAAUUUCUUGUUAAUACGGAGGGUAUUAUGUCAGAUUCCACACCUGAAAAAUUCAUCGACCUAAUAAAGUGCCAUCCGACUUGCAAGACAUACAUGGCUGCCAAGACCAGGUUCAAGUCAGUCGACAAGAAGUGGUUCUUAUCCUUCCUUGAGCUAGACGGGGUCUCAGUCAUAUUCGAAACUUUGAACGUUCUUGCAAAACAUAAAGACUUCAGUAUAUCAGACUCUAUGAUACAGCUAGAUUGUGUGUCUCUCUUGAAGACUAUUCUAAACAGACAAAAUGGGCUCGAGUUCUUCUUGGAGAGGGAUGAUUACAGCGACCAGUUCGCACACGCACUGACUACAAACAACAUAAUGGUCAAGAAGCAAAUAUUUGAAUUACUAAGUGCACUGUGCUACAACUCCAAACGAGGGUACAUCAUGGCACUAGAGGCACUUAAGAAAACAAAGAGUCAUGUUGUACCGAAAAACAGUUACUACAUCUUGGUGAGCGAGCUGAAAGCCACUAAGAUACCAGAGUACAGUACUACCAUACUAGCCCUCGUCAAUACUAUACUCGUAAGUACGGACAGUAGGGUUGAGAGGAACAACAUCAGAACCCAACUAGCCUCACUUCAUUUACCGGAGAUUAUAGAGAAGCUGAGAUCUGAGGAGACUGAUGAUGAUCUCCUCUUACAGCUCGAAACGUAUGUAGAAAAUGAAGAUCAUGAUGGUAAAGAGGACGCGGACAGUUACGAGGAUUUAGACAGUACCGAGUUUAUUUUAUCGAAGGUAUACUCUAAAAUGCAACAUCUCCCCGAGCGUGAUCACUUUCAUGCCGUUCUUCAGAACUUGUUGGUAAUUGAACCAAACAAUGAGAACUUUGCGGCUACUUGGCUGUCGAUAGAGCAGCUUACCAACCGAGCUAUUGAAAAUCAAGAUGCAGAACAACUUGACUCUUACCUGAAUAUUCAAGUUGAAAAACGUGAUCAAGCUGUCGGAACAGAACCGAAACAUUAUUCAGAGGUGUCAGUGCAAACGGAACCCUCUGAAAGUGAACUCACAACAGCACCUCCUGCUCCACCAGUUCCUGGACCACCAAGUGUAGCUCCUGAACCUGACAUUAUCAUACCGCUUAUAAGGACUUAUAAGUGGUACGAAUUCCGGUCGAAUUACCUUUCGACUUUUGGAAAGCCUAAAUCGUAGCUUUAAAAAUAAUCGUGGUUGCGAAGUCUUGAGCUCAAAAAAUACUUGUGCAGAUUCCCUCAAUAAAACUUGUAUGAUCGAAUAACGUAUGUGAACUGUAACUCAUGUUUAAUAGUGUUCCAGCAGUAUUUACGUAAUUUAUCAAUUCUUUUUAGUCUUUCGAUAGAUUAACGUUGUAGUCUUGCAAAAGUACGCUUUUUUCGCUUCAAAUAUUGGGACUGCUAAAAACAUAUUAUUGCAUGUACGGAUGAUUCGCAAUUAAUAGUAAUAGGAUGUUUAUUAUCAGAACUAUGUGAUAGCUGAACAGAAUGUAUAACAACAAAUAUAGUAAAAUCAUUU